Molecule: messenger RNA, 537 nt
Organism: Orussus abietinus
Lineage: Eukaryota; Metazoa; Arthropoda; Insecta; Hymenoptera; Orussidae
Product: cx9C motif-containing protein 4
Exons: 3
Coding region: 112-330 (72 amino acids)
Cellular component (GO): mitochondrial intermembrane space
Source: RefSeq, a predicted model, not a curated record
UUUUGAAUUCAUGGGUUUUAUCCACAGCGGAAUCUUCUUUCUCGUUGCGGUAAUUCAUAAUAAAAUUGUUUAAGCAAGUAGCGAUCUCAGUACUGAAAAAGACAAACUUGCAUGAGUAGUGCAGAUCCCUGUAAAAAAUUCGCUUGCAAGCUGCAGAAAUGUUUGCGUGAAAACGUAUAUCAGCCAUCCCGGUGUGAAGGAGUUAUCGAGGAAAUUAGACAGUGUUGUAUCAAGCAUCAUCAGGAGUCGACUACGUGUGAGGGAAUAGACAUUUCAAAACCAUAUGAGCACAACACCGUUGAUUAUAAAAAGAUUUCACGUACAACAUGACACCUAAGGUGCAAAGAUUAUCUUUUGCAGCACGUAAUGCAAAACCUAUUGCGGUCGGAUGUACUAUCCUUGCAGUUACAGUAUUGUUUGAAGAACCAGUACGUCACAUAUUUUUGAGUAAACCCAAGGUAUCAACUGAAGAAAUAACGCAAAAGUAACGAGUACAUUAAUUGCAAAGUUUUUGUUGAUUUACUUGUAAAGUUUCAA